AUGCUGGUGAAGAUUCCGGCCUUUCUUGAUGGUAACUCAUACGUCCAUUACCACGAGCUGUCCGGUCGGUUUAUUGCUGGUAAUAGUGAUGGCUUAAUCAAGGUGUUCGAUCCUGAAUUACCUGAUCUGGAACCAUUAUCAUUGGAUAUUCCCGAGAACUUGACUUCCAUAUCGUCUUCUGGUGACAAUGUGCUCUUCACGAAUACCGAAGGCCAUCUUGCAAUGAUGGAAUUGUCGGAACCAAUUAGCGGAGACGAGACUUUCAAAGUUAUCUACAAAACCGAUCUUCCUUUGAGGGAUAGUACAUACAUCAACGAGGGCAAGAGGAUUGUGACAGGCGGGGAUGCUGAUGAUCUUGUGAUUAUUGACUGUGCCAACGAGUUUAAUCUGACGUCUAUCCCCGUACCUGAUUCAGUGGUGAGCAUUUCAUACAAUCCAGCUGGGGAACUAAUCAGUGUUGGUCUCGCCAAUGGAGACAUUCAAUUGGUGUCCGUGGUGAACGAAAAGCCCGAAUUUUUGGAGAAGCUUUCAUCGACCAUGCAUGAAAAGAAGCAUUCCUCUGUCGAUGUAAUUGAUUUCAAUGGUGAACAUAAACACGAAAUUGUGCCUACAAAGCCCCACUGGUUAGUCAACGGCGAAUAUCUUUUUGUUCCUAGCAAAGAGAAUACGAUCAAAAGUUUCAAUAGGUCUGACUUGCUGCAAAAGAGGGAGUUCAAGCACCCACAGGAUGAUCUUAUUGCAUACACAGUCUCACCCAACCACAAGUUCCUCCUCACACUCCACAAAAACGGAUCGCUUCUACUCUUUGACACUGAUAUUGGUGAUUUACUCGAGACCUACAAGUUGGGCGAACUCGACUGCUUACCCUUGAGUUUGGCUUGGAAUGCAAGAACGGCAUUUGUAGGUACAACAAACGGUGAGUUAUGGUCAGUCUCGGUCACUCCUCUGAUUCCCGACGAAGAACCUACACGGACCAGAUCAGAGGUGGACUCUUUAUUCUUGGAUGAAGCCAGCGAGUCUGAAUCAGAGGUCCCACAAGUAAAUGGCAAUGUUCCAGAGAAGAGAAGAGCCAAUGGUCUUGAUGAUUCAAGAAUUAUUGACGAAGAUGAAGAUGACGAGGAAGAGGAGGAGGAUCUAUACAAUAAAAGUGUCGAUGAUUACACACAUCAGAGACGCAAAAGGCAGAGGUUCCUGAAUGGCACUAAACAUGCAACUCCUCCUCCAACCAAACCCGUGGAUCUUGAUAUCAAGCCCUACACUCCCGGAUCCACCCCAUGGAUAUCAACUAACAACUACACAACCAAAAGACGUUACUUAUUCAUGAAUUCUGUGGGAUAUGUUUGGGCAGUCAAGAGCGAUAGCCCCGAGACAAGAGAUGGCCAACAAAGUAUAACUAUUUCCUUUUUCGACAGAACAAGCAAUAAGGACUAUCAUUUCAUCGACUACUUCAACUACGACUUAUGCUCGGUGAAUGAAAGAGGAAUUUUGUUGGGCAAUUCUGGACACAAGGCGGGGGGUGACGAACACAGUGGUCACAUCUACUACAGGCAUCACACCUCCACUAAUGACUCUUGGGAAAGGCGGAUUCCUUUGCUCAAAAAUGAAUACAUCACAUCACUCUGCCUCACCAGUUCCACUCUGACAAGCUCCGGUGACUCAUUGAUUGCAGUCGGAACCAAUCUUGGCUACUUGAGAUUUUUCAAUCUCUAUGGCCUUUGCAUCAACCUCAUGAAGGUGUCACCUAUUGUGACGCUUAUUUCGUCCCAAAUAUCCACCAUCUUUGUGAUCCACCAAUCUUCCCAAGAUAACUUCAACUACUCCAUAGUCGAUGUUGGGGAAGACUACAAAUUCUUGCAACAAAGCGCUCCAAUAGUGUUGAGAAACCUGUCAAAUGCACCAUUGAUCAAGGGAAUCUUUUUCAACGAGUUCAGUGAUCCGUGCAUUGUGGCAGGCUUUGAUGAUACAUUGACGGUAUUGUCACAUUGGAGAGAGCCUGGCAAUGCUAGAUGGAUUCCGAUCCUCAGUUGCAGUGAAGUUGUGUCUGACUACGGUAUCACUGAAUCCAAAAAGAACUGGAAAGCAUGGCCUCUUGGUCUCGCAGAAGACAAGUUUGUCUGCUUGAUUUUGAAGAAUAACGAUGCAUACCCUGGCUUCCCACUCCCCUUGCCUCUUGAACUAGAGGUUAAAUUACCAGUUAAGUGCUUCAAGUAUCUCAAACUGAAGAAGGGUAGCGAGGAUGCUGACAUCGAUGAUGAGAGGGACGACCAUGCAUCAAAGAUGGAGAAAUUGAACGAGGUUGAUCCAGAAGAAGAGUUUUUGAGAGCUUCGACGCUUGGUAAACUUCUAAACCUGACACUUCCAGAUCUUGAUGACCAGGAGGAGCUGCUUGAGAGGUUGAAUGGAUACAGUGUGGCCUUUGACAAAUCGUUGCUCAAACUCUUCGCCAACGCAUGCCAGGACCUGAGGCUCAACAAAGCACUCAGCGUUGUCAAGCUUGUCAAGAACGACAAGGCCUUGCUUGCGGCCUCGAGGAUUGCCGAGAGAUUCGAGUUCAUGAACCUUGCUGGGAAGAUCAACAAGCUCAGAGAGGACUUGCACGAGUUAGAAGUAGACGAGUAA
Messenger RNA from Candidozyma duobushaemuli, 2619 nucleotides. RefSeq names its product chromatin-binding protein. NCBI's taxonomy places the organism in Eukaryota, Fungi, Ascomycota, Pichiomycetes, Serinales, Metschnikowiaceae. Bases 1 to 2619 code for a protein of 872 amino acids. The record is from RefSeq and is a predicted model, not a curated record. The transcript has a single exon. Gene Ontology annotation, molecular function: chromatin binding; protein binding. Gene Ontology annotation, cellular component: nuclear replication fork. Gene Ontology annotation, biological process: DNA repair; DNA-templated DNA replication; mitotic cell cycle.